This is a messenger RNA of Capra hircus (goat), 2025 nucleotides long. It is a transcript of the gene FANCF, whose product is annotated as Fanconi anemia complementation group F. Lineage: Eukaryota; Metazoa; Chordata; Mammalia; Artiodactyla; Bovidae. Bases 826 to 1905 code for a protein of 359 amino acids. The transcript has a single exon. The record is from RefSeq and is a predicted model, not a curated record. Gene Ontology annotation, cellular component: Fanconi anaemia nuclear complex. Gene Ontology annotation, biological process: interstrand cross-link repair.
UCACAUUGAUCACUUUAUUUAAUCCUCACCAGGAUCAUAUGAGGUAGGCUUUUUGUGAAAGCCUCUUUUUCUGAUGCUUGUUUACCAAUGCUUAACUCCCACAGUUAAAUGCCACUUAGUUCAAUUAGUUGGGUGAAAUAAGAGUCAAUUUAGCUAUUCUGCUUUGGAAAUUACAAAAACGAAAAACAACAGUGAAACUUUGAAAUAAAAUUUUACAUUCCUUUAACAUUUUAAGAAAGUGUUAAUCUUGAAGUUUCACUUGACCUAGAAUUCAAGUUCUAAUAAUGAAAGGAUAAGGUCAAGGCCCAGGAUUUAGCAUAGUGUCUAGCAUUAAUUACUUGGGUUAGUACUUUUUUACUAAACUGAAAUGAACUAAAAUUUUCAUUUAAUAACAUUUUCUUAUAUGUAACAGCACGUCUCUGACUUUCCCCAAUUAUGAUAAACCUUAAUUAACACAGAUUUACUCACGCAAAACUUAGGAAAUUUCUACUAGAGACUUUUUUCUAAAGCGAAAGGAAGCACGGAAACCUCCGUAAAUAGCAGCAGCAGCAUCUCCCACGUGGAUCCGGUAAUUUUCCAGCCCUAGCCCUUCAUUCAAUCUUCCUUGCUUAAAAAUCCCCUCAACAUCCAUGGCGAAAUACAGGCCUUUGCUCAGGCUUAAAUUUCCCGGAGUCCAGGUACCCGGGUUAAGGCCGCUGUGAGAUUGACAGGCAUUUUAUCCAAUAGCAUUGCAGAGAGGCGUAUCAUUUGACCGACGCACCAAUCAGCACGCAAAGAGUCUCCGUCGCCACGGUGAAGGCGGAAGUAAGGCCCUGCGGCGCCCCCAUGGACUCACUUCUGGAGCAUUUGGAUCGUUUCUCUGAGGUUCUGGCUGUCUCCCGCACAACCCACGUCAGCACUUGGGACCCCGCAACCGUUCGCAGGGCUUUACAGUGGGCGGGCUACCUGCGCCACAUCCACAGGCGCUUUGGCCGCCAUGCCCGUAUUCGCAAAGCUCUGGAGCAGCGACUGCAAAACCAGUGGAAGCAGGAGGGUGACUCUGGGCCCGCUCCAGCCCCGGGCUUGGCGAACUUCCAGGCCUUGGGGCACUGUGACCAGCUGCUGUCUCUGCGACUGCUGGCGAACCCGGCCCUCGGAGAUGCCUCCUUUCACUUCCUGCUACAGCAGCUCUUUCCCGGCCCCGGCGAUCCGGACGCCGAGGAGGAGACGCUCCAGGGCAGCCUGGCCCACUUCGCCCGCUGCCGGGCCGCUGCCCACAUGCUGCGCUUCCACGCCUACAGAGAAAACCCGGUCCUUCAGAAGGACUCAGUGAUGAAGACGCAGGCGGAGCUGCUUCUGAGGCGUCUGCAGGAGGUGGGGGAAGCCGAAGCUGAGGGCCCUGGCAGGCUUCUCAGCCUCCUGUGGGAGCGCCUGCCCCAGAGCAACUUCCUGAAGGUGGUGGCGGCCGCGCUGCUGCUGCCGGCGGCAUCCCCCCGACUCCAAGAAGAGGAAUUGAGAGUAGGCAGCCCCAGAACACCGGAAGACGGGCGUCAAGAGCUGCUUCGUUGGCUUCUGGGGAAAUCAGAUAUCGCGGUUGCCUUUUGCCGCAACCUCCCAGCUGAGCUUUUAACUUCCGUGGCGGGGCGCCAUCCAGAGCUGUUCCCUGUCUAUCUGGGUCUGCUCACAAACUGGGGUCGUCAACUGCACUAUGACCUUCCGAAAGGCCUUUGGAUUGGAACUGAGCCCCAGGAUGUGCCCUGGGAGGAGUUGUUCAGCAGGUUUCAAAGCCUCUGUCAGGCCCCUCCUCCUCUGAAAGAUGAAGUUCUAACUGCCCUGAAGUCCUAUAAGGCUCAAGAUGGAGAUUUCGAAGUCCCUGGUCUUAGCAUCUGGACAGACCUGUUGUUAGCUCUUGGGAGUCUUGUAUGAUAUUGCACUGGGGAAGAGACAAGUUUUCAGCCCAGGCCCAAGUUCUCAGUGGGCAACAUUGUGUUACUGAUUACUCGAAUGUAUGGUUUACAAAAUUAAAAUUCCUGUGUUCUCACCACA